This is a messenger RNA of Drosophila navojoa, 535 nucleotides long. RefSeq names its product pegasus (gene peg). Gene Ontology annotation, molecular function: protein binding. NCBI's taxonomy places the organism in Eukaryota, Metazoa, Arthropoda, Insecta, Diptera, Drosophilidae. The record is from RefSeq and is a predicted model, not a curated record.
AUUUUAAAUAUAUAUACAUAUAGAUAUAUAUAUAUUUUAUUUAUAUAUAUAUUUAUAUAAAUCAAUCUACAUAAAUUACAACAGAAUGAAGCUGUUUGCAGUAUUCUUGGCAUUGACGCUCUACGCGCUGACACUGGUGCAGUGCCUCAGCCUGCCCGAUCCGAAUGUGAAGUGCAACAUGGAGUGCGAUACGCAGGAGAAUCAAUUUAUAUGCGCGGCGGAUGACAAAGGAGUCACCAAAACGUAUCGCAAUGUUUGUAUCAUGAAGACCGAGAAUUGCCUACAGAAUGCAAACUUUCAGAAGAUCAGCGACAAGGAGUGUCCAUAGAUGCUAGAGCCAAGUCCCAGUUUUGACAGUGCGCAGAUUUAGAACGAUGACAAAACUCAUCAAACUUUCAGUUCUUGCGUGGUAUUUGUGUGUGAUAUUUUUAAGUUGUGCUGCAGCAGAAUACAAAACACGCCCCUCCCUUUAAUGCCCCUUACACUACCAACAUAUGCCCCAUCCCAAGCUACAAAUAUGUAAUACAUAUAUAAU